ACAACACCUACAGCACUACCAAACUUUCAAAAAUGCGCUUCUUCACACCCCUCGCCCUGCUACCCGCUGCCGCCCUCGCUGCUACCUUCAAUGGCGUGCGCGACACAGCCUGCCAGCGCUAUGACAGCAACUACGCCACCGUCUCCGCCGCACAAUUGGAGAAACACAUCCUCGCGGGCUAUCCUUCCGCCAAGAAGCAAGCCGAUUCUGGGCGAACGUGGGCCGGACCUCGGUUGGCCCUUUGUCCGUCAAACUCUGAUGAUACGUACGCUUGGAUUCCGGUCUCGGAAUGGUCUGAGGGUGCCCCUAAGAAUUAUGCGGACCAGAGUGGUAUGGUGGCUGUAGUUUACUACAAGGAGACUGAUACAUAUAAUGUUUGUACGUAUUUGGCGUCAAUUCAGCAUAACAUUCCCUAUGCUGGGCGCUGCAAGGCUGUUUAGAGGGGUGGGGAUGGAAUGUAUGGAAAGGAAGUAGGAACUUAGGAAUAUUCCCAGGCAGUCUUGUAGGGAGGAAGGAUAGGGUUUCAUGUACAUAGUUUAGUGUAGAUUUCUUCAAUAUAGGAAUUCUAUUAGCU
This is a messenger RNA of Pyrenophora tritici-repentis Pt-1C-BFP, 574 nucleotides long. RefSeq lists its product as uncharacterized. Lineage: Eukaryota; Fungi; Ascomycota; Dothideomycetes; Pleosporales; Pleosporaceae. The record is from RefSeq and is a predicted model, not a curated record.